AUUUCGUCUCAUCGAAUCGCAAAAUACUCAAACAUAAUCGAGGAUUAUGGGAAUGCUGUUUGGAUCGAUCUUCUUUUGAAAUCUAGUCACCACUAUUUACUUGCAAACGCUGCAGCUGUGUGCAAGUGGAAUAUUUAUCAUUCAUAAUGGCUUCGGCUAGAGUCAUGAAUUGCAUUCUGUACAGAAGACUCGUACCUGUAUGUAGCCUAACAAAUGUACGUAUUCUUUCCCAUUUUGGUGGAUUAUCCAGCAUUCAGCAAAGCGUAUCCUAUAGUACAAAGAGAACACUAACUAAAUCCGAUAGCAAUGAGAAUGAGAAUAAAGUUCAAGUUGGAUUUGCGGAAGUAGUUAGAGAGAACACAAAAUCUAUCGGAUACUUAAGCAUAAUAGUUGGUGGAAUAGGAAUUACAGGUUUAAUGUUCUAUGUAAUUUUCAAUGAAUUAUUCUCCAGUAAAAGUCCGAAUAAUGUCUACAGUAAAGCACUAAAUAUCUGCAUAAAACAUCCUAAAGUGGUAGAUGCUCUUGGAGAGCCUAUAAAAGCAUACGGAGAAGAAAGUCGACGCGGACGUCGAACUCACGUGAGUCACGCGGUCUUCGAAAAGGAUGGGGUGCGACAUAUGAGAAUGAAAUUUUAUAUCCAAGGUAUACGAAGACGCGGCACCGUAAAUUUAGAAGUGCAAGAAAACGAAUCUGGUAACUACGUGUAUACGUACUUGUACGUCCUUAUAGACGAUAUAAUGCGAACUGCUAUAAAAAUAGAAGAUAACAGAGCCGAAUACCAGAAUCACAGCGAUGACACAGAAUUCGAUUUAAGCUAAUAUUUUAAACCCGUCUAAGUAGUAUAUUUUAUACAUCGUAUACAGGUGCAUGUAACCGACUAUUGGCAAUAACAUUUUGAAUAUACUUCAGUGAAUUAACAAAUAAAAUUGUGGUGUCUUAUUC
Messenger RNA from Hylaeus volcanicus, 942 nucleotides. RefSeq names its product mitochondrial import inner membrane translocase subunit Tim21. NCBI's taxonomy places the organism in Eukaryota, Metazoa, Arthropoda, Insecta, Hymenoptera, Colletidae. Gene Ontology annotation, cellular component: TIM23 mitochondrial import inner membrane translocase complex. The transcript is spliced from 5 exons. Bases 147 to 818 code for a protein of 223 amino acids. Gene Ontology annotation, biological process: protein import into mitochondrial matrix. The record is from RefSeq and is a predicted model, not a curated record.